Messenger RNA from Pyricularia pennisetigena, 195 nucleotides. RefSeq lists its product as uncharacterized. The transcript is spliced from 2 exons. The record is from RefSeq and is a predicted model, not a curated record. Lineage: Eukaryota; Fungi; Ascomycota; Sordariomycetes; Magnaporthales; Pyriculariaceae. Bases 1 to 195 code for a protein of 64 amino acids.
AUGCGUCGAGUCGCUAGAAACAGCUCGCUUAGUCAUACGCAAACUUCUUUGUACAAUCAACAAACUGAGCGCUGGAUACAAACAACCCCACCAAGAAUCCCCCCUCAGCAGUCAGCACGUACCACCGCCUUUUCUUUCUACCGCUUGGACAGGAUCCCCUUGGCUGGAACAUUCGACGAUCAGCCAAAUAAAUAA